Molecule: messenger RNA, 2327 nt
Organism: Cheilinus undulatus (humphead wrasse)
Lineage: Eukaryota; Metazoa; Chordata; Actinopteri; Labriformes; Labridae
Gene: dedd
Product: death effector domain containing
Exons: 5
Coding region: 396-1610 (404 amino acids)
Biological process (GO): regulation of apoptotic process; extrinsic apoptotic signaling pathway via death domain receptors; apoptotic process
Cellular component (GO): nucleolus
Molecular function (GO): DNA binding; protein binding
Source: RefSeq, a predicted model, not a curated record
AAAUGUGAACCGGAAGUUCUCUCAUUUUAUCUGAAGAACGGAGUCUGCUUGUUUUUCCCAUGAUGUCUGUCUGAGGACCAAAACCAUCAACCGAACCCGUAUUUCCAGGAGGAAACAGAGCUUUGACCGCACACCAAGAGACCUGGGAGCCAUUUUUAUAAAUAUUACAUGUAGUCGGUGAAAAUAUUGAACUGAAUCCGGGUUUUCGGUUCUUAAAGAAGCUCUGCGGUGCUUUUACACACUGGAAGCUAACCUAGCGUUAGCUGCUGACCUAACAGUGAUAACGUUGGACUUGUCAACAAUACCUAAGAAGACAGCAGCUGAUCUGCUGGAGCAGACGACGGCAGCAGUGGUUGCAGGGGUCUGAGUGUCCCUCUUCACCAUCGGGCCCUGAGAUGACAUCACAGCAGCCACAGCUCCCCAAUGCUGUAAUUCCUCCCCAGCUAGCCCAGAACUCCUCUGCUCAGCAAGCCCGGCCUCACAUUCAGGCCAAUCAGCUGGACUCGAGUCAGAACGGUGCGACCGCUGGGCCAGUGGACCACAGAGCUUUAACAGGGAGGCCGGGCUGCUCCGGUGUGGCAGCAAACAGCGGGGAGGUGGCCAACAGGAACGCCUCUGCAUCCUGCAGUAACUCCAGCUCGUCUAGGAGGGAUGGAGGCUUUGAGCCGUGGCCUGAGGAAGCUGUGGACAACUCCCACGGUCUGUACUCACUCCACCGUAUGUUUGAUAUAGUUGGAGCCCAGCUAACGCACCGGGAUGUCAGAGUACUGUCGUUCCUGUUUGUGGAUGUGAUUGACGAGUAUGAGCGCGGUGGCAUCAGGAGUGGAAGGGAUUUCCUGCUGGCUUUGGAGCGCCAGGGUCGCUGUGACGAGACCAACUUCAGACACGUUCUCCAGCUUUUAAGGAUCAUCACCCGACACGACCUUUUGCCUUAUGUCACCCUCAGGAAACGGCAGGCUGUGUGUCCAGACCCUGUUGAUAAAUACCUGGAAGAGACAUCAGUGCGCUACAUUUCACCCCGGGGAGCAGUGCAGAACAAGGACACUGCACCUAACAGGAGAUCAGGUCCUCAGCCAGUCCUCUGCUGCUCCCCAUCUGGACCUCAUGUUGGCCCUCCCCGGACAAAGCCGACCCCUCCCGCAUCGAGUCGCAAACGGAGGAGAAGUCAUUCCUCAGCUGACUGCAGAGAGAAGCAGACAUGUGAUAUCCGCCUCCGUGUUCGUGCUGAAUACUGCCAGCACGAGUCUGCGCUUCAGGGGAACGUCUUCUCCAACAAACAGGAGGCAGUGGAGCGACAGUUUGAGCGCUUUAACCAGGCAAACACCAUCCUCAAAUCCCGAGACCUGGGCUCCAUCAUCUGUGACAUCAAGUUCUCUGAGCUCACCUACCUGGAUGCCUUCUGGAGGGACUACAUCAACGGAUCUUUGUUAGAGGCCCUGAAAGGGGUCUUCAUCACAGAUUCCUUAAAACAGGCGGUGGGCCACGAAGCUAUUAAACUGUUGGUCAAUGUAGACGAGGAGGACUACCAGGCCGGACGACGCAAACUGCUCCGUAAUUUGGUGUCGAGUGGAGGGAGCCCGGCAGGAGGGAGCAAAGACUCGGUAUCUUAGACUCCAGGUGUUCGCAUACAGCUGCUGUGCCUCCUGAUAGAGAACAGAGAGACAUGGACAUGUCGUUUGAGGUGCCUGAAGUGCGUGCCUGAAAGGAAAUAAAAGAACUUCAAGCCACCAUGUUGAUACCUUGAGUGAGGUGAUAGGAAAUCUCCUGGGCGUCCUGAAGCGUAGCAUGCGAGGUGAUUGGGAACUAUGUAAGCAACGAGAAAUAGGUGAUGCAGAAACAGGUUGACAUUAUUCUGAAUGUUAAGCUGUUUGUUUUCUUCAAGGAGGAGGAUCCUGAUUCAUGCUUGUAUUGAAUUUAAUUUCUUGUUUCAUGUAUGUAAGCUCAUUGAAACACGUUAACUCUAAUGAUACUCUUCACCCUGAUCAAAAGUCAUUUUCAACGCAGGAAACGCGCUUAACGCUGAUGUGUUACUCCCAGUGGGAGUUGUACUUUAUUGCCAAACUGGUUCAUCUUUUUUUCAGGUACUUAUGGUCAAUUGGAUAAACCCAAUGAGAGUGUUCUGUAUGUUAUAGAAAGGCAAAGACUGUAUCGAUUUAUAAUUUGGUUUUCUAUUUCUUCUAGCUUAUUAUCCCCUCUUUGCAGAAUUUCCUCGUCUGUAGAGCUGAACCCUCUCAGAGCCUUUUUAUCGGCUCAAACUGUUGUCUUUACUGUGCGUUCGCUUUGUUUUAACUCAUUCUUUGUUUUACAAAAAUGGCUCUUUAGCAGCA